Didymodactylos carnosus is the source of this 909-nucleotide messenger RNA. The record is from the annotation of a GenBank genome assembly. NCBI's taxonomy places the organism in Eukaryota, Metazoa, Rotifera, Eurotatoria, Philodinida, Philodinidae.
AUGUAUAACAGCAAUAAUAGGGCGUUACUUCGUGCUCCUCCAAAAUUGACAAUUUUAAAAUUUUUCAAGAAAGUGUUGAAUGAUUGGAGUCUAGAUUAUUCAUCAAUGUUAGCCUAUACAUUUAUGAUUUCUCUGUUGCCUAUUGCUGUGACUGUAUUUGGUGUAAUCGCGUUUGUUCCAAAUUUACGAGCUGAUGUAAAACAAAAAAUUCUUGAAGCUUUUCCGGAUAAUUCUACUCGAGCGUCGAUUCAACAAGUUUUAGAUUUAGCAAGUAAUCAAUUGCGUCGUGACGCUGGUGGACUAUUGGCUCUGGGUAUUGUUUUCACAAUAUUUAGUACUUCGCGUUUAUUUGUAUUGAUUGACAAUGUAAUGCAAAUUAUUUACCGUCUAGAGCAGCGUGGAUUUAUAAAGCAAAAUCUAGUUGCGAUUGGAAUGGUAUUUGUAUUUAUUUUAUUAAUUGUACUGAUCAUUGCUGCUGCUUCAGCUCCUUCGUUUCUUCUUGCGCCUGUUCAUCAAGCAGCCGGUCGUUUUGGCAUUUAUAUAGCUGGAAUCGUGACUAGUCUAUUACUCUCAUUUAUAUUAUUUGAAGUAAUUUAUUUGAUUAUGCCAAAUAAAAAAAUAAAAAUUAAACAAACUUGGUGUGGUUCACUAGUGGCAGCAGUCCUAUUCGAAAUUUUUAUUAUUUUAUUUCCACUCUACGUUCGACACUUUAUGACAAAUUAUGUCGGAUAUGUAGGUCUAGUUAUUGUUCUUCUACUGUUCUUCUAUUAUUUUGCCGUUAUUCUUUUACUGGGUUCACAAAUUAACGCUUACUGGUUCGAACGAAUUCAACCGUUUCCCGACGCUCAAGCGACAUUCAUUAGUAAAAUGUUUAAGUUAUAUGAAAUGAGAAGUGGACAACGAAAGUGA